AUGUCUGAUAAACCCACUAUGGCCAUGAUUGAGAAAUCUCACAAGUUGAAAUUGAAGAAGACAGAAACACAAGAGAAAAAUCCACUGCCUUCCAAAAACAUGAUUGAGCAAGAGGAGCAAGCAGGCGAAUUGUAA
This is a messenger RNA of Phyllostomus discolor (pale spear-nosed bat), 135 nucleotides long. RefSeq names its product thymosin beta-4-like. Bases 1 to 135 code for a protein of 44 amino acids. Gene Ontology annotation, biological process: regulation of cell migration; actin filament organization. Gene Ontology annotation, molecular function: actin monomer binding. The record is from RefSeq and is a predicted model, not a curated record. Lineage: Eukaryota; Metazoa; Chordata; Mammalia; Chiroptera; Phyllostomidae. Gene Ontology annotation, cellular component: cytoplasm. The transcript has a single exon.